Molecule: messenger RNA, 918 nt
Organism: Ziziphus jujuba (common jujube)
Lineage: Eukaryota; Viridiplantae; Streptophyta; Magnoliopsida; Rosales; Rhamnaceae
Product: TMV resistance protein N-like
Exons: 3
Coding region: 1-918 (305 amino acids)
Biological process (GO): defense response; signal transduction
Molecular function (GO): ADP binding
Source: RefSeq, a predicted model, not a curated record
AUGCAAAUCCUUGGUAUAGAUAGUCGUUUCAGAGAGGAGGACACCGAUAAAAGCUUCACAGAUCAUUUGUACCAUGCUUUGAAUCAGAAAGGAAUCAAUCCAUUCAGGGACGAAGAUCAAAAUCUUGCUUCACAAAAUUCAUCAUCCAAUGCAAUUGAAGAAUCAAGGUUUGCAAUCAUCGUUCUUUUAGAGAAAUAUGCCGAUUCAACUCGGCUGGUGGAUCAACUUGUCAAGAUUGUUGAUCUCAAGAACCAGCUGCGACUGACUGUUUUUCCGAUUUUCUAUCAUAUGGAUCCAGCACAUUUAAGACGGCAAUCCGAAGAGUGUGGAAAGACUUUUUCUCAACAUGAACAAGAUUUCCAACAAAAUAUCGAGAAAGUGAACGAGUGGAAAAAGGCUUUGACUGAAGUGGCAAAUAUCUCUGGAUGGGAUUUGAGAGAUAGAGAGAAAUUUGAAAAAUAUGACAAAAUUCAGUUACAACAGCAUCUUUACCAAAUCUUGUCGGACAUUGACGAAUGCAACUGGAGCGAUGAUAUUGCAAUCGAUCUAUUAAGGACCAGAUUAAAAUCCAAAAAGGUGCUUAUCACUCUAGAUGAUGUUGACCAGCUGGAGCAACUUGAAACUUUAGUAGGAAACUGGAGAAGGCAACAUGAUUGUUUAGGUCCAAGGAGUCGAGUCAUUGUGACGACUACAAAGAAUCACUUGUUGCCGGGAUAUGAAGAGGGCAACAUAUACGAGGUUGAUAAACUAACCAACAAUGAAGCUCUUCAACUCUUACACUGGAAGGCCUUUAAGGACAACUGUAUUUUGGAUGACUAUACAGAGCUGUGCAGCAAAAGGUCAUCCUUUAACUCUUCAAAGUUUGGCAUCUUUCUUGUUUGGGAGAACAAUGGAUGGAUGGUUAGACACAAUAGCUAA